Messenger RNA from Rhizophagus irregularis DAOM 181602=DAOM 197198, 1397 nucleotides. RefSeq lists its product as uncharacterized. The record is from RefSeq and is a predicted model, not a curated record. NCBI's taxonomy places the organism in Eukaryota, Fungi, Glomeromycota, Glomeromycetes, Glomerales, Glomeraceae. Gene Ontology annotation, molecular function: protein binding.
UGGUAAAAAAUGGUCAUCAUUAAUAAAUAUUAUCAUUUUACACUUAUCAGAACAAUCAAAAAUGUUCUUAGAAAAUGAAAAUGUCAUUAUAUUUGAUCGAAGUCAAAGACUUUCAUUUAAUUAUGUUAGUUUUUGCAAAUAUAUUAUUGAUCUUAAAUUAGAAACUCGUUAUAGAUUUCAUCAUAAGCCAGAAUUAUUGGAUCAAGAACUUCUUAAACUUUUUAUUAGUGAAUGUACAUCUAUUAAACAUUUAGAUAUAUGUUCAUUAGAUUAUCCAAUUCAUGAUUUUCCAGGAGCAAAUAAUUGUUUUUCAAACCUACGAGAAUUGAUUUGUACAACAAAACAAUCUGCAUCUCAUUUAUAUGGAUUGGGUCAAAUAUGCAGAUUAAUAGAAAUAAUUAAUAUAGAUUUAACAUGUGCCAAUUCUGGACUUGCAGAAUUAAUUAAGAUGCAAAAACAAAUUAAACAUGUAAUCUUAAAUAUUAAAUAUGAGUGUGAAAUGAUUAUUCACGCUUUAGAAAAACAUAUUCAUUCAAUAUUACAUAUAAGAUUAUGUAAGUUUAAUGAUAGUUUUUCUCCCAUAUACGUUCUUUUUCCAAAACUAGUUAAUUUACAAUCCUUUGAGUUUAAUUACGUUAAUUGCCAAACAUUAGAGAAAUAUUUGAUGAGUGGAUUUUAUUUUAACCUUCAAGUACUUGACUUACAUCAUGUAUCACUCUUAAUAGCUAAAAAUAUUAUACAAAAUACUGAUAAUAAACUUUGGAAAAUUAAAAUCAGGGCAAUUGAUUAUGACCAUUCAAUAGAAUAUAAUCAGGCGAUAUGUAAUUGCUGUCCAAAUAUAAAAUAUGUUACUGUAUUCUUAAAUAAUAAUCUGGAUGACUUAAAGAAUUUGUUAGUCAAUUGUCAACGCUUGGAGGCAUUAGAUGUAAUUGUACAAGAAAAAGAAGAUAAUUUUUUGGAUUUAUUGGUUAAAUUGGCUCCAGUAAGUUUAUACAAGAUUCAUAUUAAUAGGGAAUGCUUUACUAUUGAAUCAAUUAAUUCAUUUUUUAGUAAUUGGGGGGACAGGAAAACUUUACAUUUAUAUGAUCAUAACAGUAAUUGGCGUAGAUUUGUUAAAAGUAAUGAGACAGAAGGAGUUAUUGGACAUGAAUAUUGUUAUGGUUUCUGGGAUUAUGAGUAAAUAAGUCUAUUAAAUUAUCAAAGGAUAAAAUUUCAUAUUUAGUAAUAGUAGUUAUUAAAUAAUUUUCAGUCAGGUAUAUAAUUAUAGAUUAUGAUUAUUUAAACUUGUCUAUUAAUAUGAGAUUUAGCCAUUUAAUUUGGUGUGGUAGUAGUAGAUUCUUCUUAUUAAAGCAUCAGUAUAAUACAUAUUUACAUACUAAACAUGCAAAUAUCAUUUA